AUGUCUAAGGUGACAAAUAUGCCCAGCAUGAAUGUCUUGAGAAAUAUCUUGGCUGGCUCAGAGUCCAUCCAGUCAGUCUUUAAAGUCAGUCAAGUCUGGUUCCAAUAUUUGCUUGGUGAUUCACUCUAUUCUGGAUCAGAGCUCUUUUACCUUGUUAUAAUAAUACUUGAGGAUGACCUUCAUUAUUCUGAGGCUUCCCUGCUCUUUAGACAAGUGCUGGGCACCUCUUUUGGUAUGGUAAGGCUGCUGCCAGUGCUUCAAGGACAGUUCUACACCAUCCUAUGCACCAGUAUUGCACUCUGA
This is a messenger RNA of Suillus subaureus, 303 nucleotides long. RefSeq lists its product as uncharacterized. The transcript is spliced from 2 exons. Bases 1 to 303 code for a protein of 100 amino acids. NCBI's taxonomy places the organism in Eukaryota, Fungi, Basidiomycota, Agaricomycetes, Boletales, Suillaceae. The record is from RefSeq and is a predicted model, not a curated record.